This is a messenger RNA of Habropoda laboriosa, 3927 nucleotides long. RefSeq names its product RNA polymerase-associated protein CTR9 homolog (gene Ctr9). Gene Ontology annotation, molecular function: RNA polymerase II complex binding. Gene Ontology annotation, cellular component: Cdc73/Paf1 complex. The coding region runs from base 1 to 3780 and encodes 1259 amino acids. The record is from RefSeq and is a predicted model, not a curated record. Gene Ontology annotation, biological process: regulation of DNA-templated transcription. NCBI's taxonomy places the organism in Eukaryota, Metazoa, Arthropoda, Insecta, Hymenoptera, Apidae. The transcript is spliced from 14 exons.
AUGGCGGGUUCCAUAGAGAUCCCACUUCGUGACACAGACGAGGUAAUUGAACUCUACCUUGAUCAGUUACCAGAAGGUGAUGAGGUUCUUGGAAUCUUACGCCAAGAACAUGCACAACUUAAUAUAUGGGUCAAUUUGGCCCUUGAAUACUAUAAACAACAUAAAAUUGAAGAUUUUAUUAAGAUACUUGAAUCUUCUCGGAUUGAUGCUAAUAUUGAUUACCGUGACUAUGAAAAAGAUCAAAUGCGUGCAUUGGACAUGUUGGCUGCAUAUUAUGUGCAGGAAGCCAACAGAGAAAAGAAUAAAGACAAAAAAAGAGACCUUUUUACAAAAGCUACACUAUUGUAUACCACUGCAGAUAAAAUCAUUAUGUAUGACCAGAAUCAUUUACUCGGCCGAGCUUAUUUUUGCCUCUUGGAGGGGGAUAAGAUGGAUCAAGCUGAUGCCCAAUUUAAUUUUGUACUGAAUCAAUCUCCGAACAAUAUUCCUUCUCUGCUUGGUAAAGCGUGUAUAGCAUUCAACAAAAAAGAUUACAGAGGUGCUCUUGCCUUUUAUAAAAAGGCAUUGAGGACAAAUCCAAACUGCCCAGCUGCUGUGAGAUUGGGAAUGGGUCACUGUUUUAUGAAAUUAAAUAACCAGGACAAAGCGCGUUUAGCAUUUGAAAGAGCUUUGCAAUUAGAUGGCCAAUGUGUAGGGGCAUUGGUUGGCCUUUCAGUUUUGAAGCUAAACCAACAGCAACCUGAUAGUAUCAGGACUGGUGUACAAAUGUUAUCUAAAGCAUAUACGAUAGAUUCCACGAAUCCUAUGGUAUUAAAUCACUUGGCAAAUCAUUUCUUCUUUAAAAAAGACUAUAAUAAAGUGCAACAUUUAGCACUCCAUGCAUUUCAUAAUACUGAAAAUGAGGCUAUGCGUGCAGAGAGUUGUUAUCAAUUAGCCAGAGCAUUUCAUGUUCAAGGUGACUAUGAUCAAGCAUUUCAAUAUUAUUAUCAAGCAACUCAAUUUGCACCACCAGUUUUUGUGUUACCACAUUUUGGCUUAGGUCAAAUGUAUGUUUAUCGCGGAGAUGCAGAAAAUGCAGCACAGUGCUUCGAGAAAGUUUUAAAAGCUCAACCAGGCAAUUACGAGACGAUGAAAAUUCUCGGAUCAUUGUACGCAAACUCAAGUUCUCAAUCGAAACGCGAUAUCGCUAAAAACCAUCUUCGGAAAGUAACAGAACAAUUUCCCGACGAUGUUGAAGCAUGGAUUGAGUUAGCUCAAAUUCUAGAACAAAGUGACCUUAACGCAGCCUUAAACGCAUAUGGUACUGCAACUAGGAUUUUAAAAGAAAAAGUUCAGGCAGAUAUACCACCUGAAAUUCUAAAUAAUGUUGGAGCUCUACAUUAUAGACUUGGAAAUUUAGAAGAAGCUAGAAAAAAUUUGGAAGAAUCUUUGGCGCGUUCUAAAGCCGAUGCCUUACACGAUUCCGUAUACUAUAACUCGAUCGCGGUUACGACUACGUAUAACUUAGCACGUUUGAACGAAGCUUUAUGUAUAUUUGAUAAAGCAGAAAAGUUGUACAAAGACAUUUUAAAGGAACAUCCGAAUUAUGUAGAUUGCUAUUUACGACUUGGUUGUAUGGCUCGAGACAAAGGACAAAUUUACGAAGCUUCCGAUUGGUUUAAAGAUGCUCUGAGAAUAAACAACGAGCAUCCUGACGCGUGGUCUCUUUUAGGUAAUUUACAUUUAGCCAAAAUGGAAUGGGGUCCUGGUCAAAAGAAAUUUGAAAGGAUCCUUAAAAAUCCAACAACAAGUACCGAUGCCUAUUCUUUGAUUGCUUUGGGCAACAUUUGGUUGCAAACAUUGCAUCAAAGUGGAAAAGAUAAAGAUCGUGAGAAGCGUCAUCAAGAUAGAGCAUUGGCUAUGUAUAAACAGGUUUUACGAAACGAUCCUAAAAAUAUUUGGGCGGCAAAUGGAAUCGGAGCUGUAUUAGCGCAUAAAGGUUGUGUAAAUGAAGCCAGAGAUAUUUUCGCUCAAGUCCGAGAAGCAACGGCAGAAUUUUGUGACGUUUGGUUGAAUAUAGCGCACAUUUAUGUAGAGCAGAAACAAUUUGUUAGCGCUAUUCAAAUGUAUGAAAAUUGCCUUCGAAAAUUCUAUAAGUAUCAUCAUGUAGAAGUCUUGCAAUAUCUAGGAAGAGCUUACUUUAAAGCUGGUAAAUUGAAGGAAGCAAAAUUGACGCUACUAAAGGCAAGAAGAGUAGCUCCACAGGACACUGUGUUGUUGUACAAUAUUGCGCUUGUCCUCCAGCGUUUAGCGACGCAAAUUUUGAAAGACGAAAAGUCGACUUUAACAACCGUACUGCAGGCAGUUCACGAAUUGGGACUUUCACACAAAUACUUCCAAUAUUUAUCAACACACGGGGACAGAAUGGAACAACUUGCGGAGACAGAGGCAAGACGAUGUCAAGAUUUGUUGUCACAGGCACAGUAUCACGUCGCCCGUGCCAGAAGGUUGGACGAAGAAGAAAAAAUGCUUCGAAGGAAACAAGAGGAAGAAAGGCAAGCGUUUAAAAUGCGACAAACAGAAGAGCAAAGGAAACUGGAAGAAAUGCGUCGCCAGAAGGAAGAGGAAAUGUUGCAGAAACGACAGGAGUACGUUGAAAAGACGAAGAACGCUUUGGUGUUCGGAGACAUGCCUUCAGAGAAGCCAGGAAGGAAAGGAAAGAGAGUUCGCACUGAUCAAUAUAUUAGCGACAGCGGUGGUUCUGGAAGAGACGAAGGUAGAGAAGAAGCUCCACGAGAAAAGAAACGUAAAAGGAAAGCAAGUGGCGAACGUAAAGAGAAGAAAGGCAAAGGUAAAGGAAGACGCAAGAAGGAAGCAGGAAGUGGUGAAAGCGGGUCAGAUAGUGAUCGACCCAAACCGAAACGUGGUAGGAAAACUGGAGGUUUUAGGAGGGACAAAGGAUCUAGGAAAAGUACAGCUGAGACUUCAAAGGGCAAGAUGCCUUUGUCGAAAGAAACAAUAUCAACUAGUGAAUCUGACAGUGAUUCUGGAGAUCUUAAGAUUGCCAGCGGAGGUGAAAGCGGUAACGAAGGCAGAGCACGAGGAAGCAGAAAGAUCACGUCUGAUUCAGAAGGUUCUCGCGCAUCGCGUUCUAGAUCUCGUUCCAGAUCAAAGUCCAGAAGUCGUUCUAGAAGUAGCUCGCGGUCACAGUCCCGAUCUCAAUCACGAUCAGUGUCUCGUUCACGGUCCAGAUCUCGUUCAGGUUCGAAAUCACGAAGUCAGUCGCGAUCGAGGAGCCCGUCUAGAUCAAGAUCAGGUUCGGCGAAAAGCGGAUCGCGUUCAAGAUCAGGUUCUAGAUCAAGAUCAGGGUCGAGAAAGAGUCAAUCACGAUCAAGGUCGCGUAGUGGAUCGAGGAAAAGUAGUGGAUCACACCCAAGAUCGAGAUCAGGUUCUCCAGGAAGCGCAGGAUCAAGAUCAAGGUCGCCUAGUGGUUCUAGGAAGGCUCCUUCGCGUUCAAGGUCAAGGUCAAGGUCAAGAUCAAGGUCUAGGUCUAGGUCGGGAUCAAGAAGUGGCUCACAAUCGGACGAACGUAGGUCAAGAAGCAAAAGUCGAUCAAAAUCUAAAUCUGCGUCGAGGUCUAGGUCACGUUCCGGUUCAAGGUCGAAGAGUGGUUCUCGAAGUCGUAGCCCUANNNUUUGUUCCAGAUCUGCUACCCCAGAAUCGAGAAAAUCAGUUUCAGGCAGUGACGUUGGUUCACGCCAUUCGAGUACAGAUCGGGGUGGUGGGAGCGAAAGUGAAUAAAGUUUAACGUUGAAAUAAAGAUCAUUCACGAUGCACACGAAUGUUCACUUUCACCGUGUAUUACACACGUUUUGUAAGGGUCGAAUUUACAUAUGAAACAUAUUAAACUUUCGCGAUAUAUUUCUUAACGUACGCUUUAAAUAACCG